AUGACAACAAUUAAUAUUAAUAGUCCUUUACAACAAGGAAGUAGUGAUGCUAUUGAUAUUUCAAAAGAUAGAAUCAAACUACGAGGCGAUGAUUUAAUACUUGAAAAUAAUAUGAAUCAUGGUUCUGGUUCAUCAUACACUGAUUUGGCAUCCAAGAUGCAGACUGUCGAUAUUGUCGGAGGAGGUAGUCAAACAAACACGGCACAUUCGAGCAACAGAUCUUCGGUAGACAGCACCAAUUCUUGCUUGUUGGACAAUUUUACACUGCCUUCUGACGUUGACCAGCAGGCUUCAUCACUGAUCAACAGAAAAGGAAUGAUCAAACUCAAUGUUGGUGGCGUGCUCUACUACACGUCUGUAUCGACUCUGUGCACCGACCCCACUUCCAUGUUUUCAUUGAUGUUUUCUGGAAGAUUCCCCAUUCAACGCGAAGAGGAUGGAUCUGUAUUUAUAGACCGUGACGGACGAUACUUUCACUACAUACUGAAUUGGCUGCGUAACAACAGUCUUCCACCAAUCAUAGACGAACUUGAGAAACAAUACGUAUUGGUGGAAGCACGCUUCUACCUUAUCACAGGACUGGUCGACCACCUUUCCACACCAGUACCCAAGAGCGACGCCGAGUUGUAUCCAAGUCGAUUCACACAAAAGGAGAUUAUCACACUCCUCAACCAAUGCCAUCCCGCACGUCCCAUCCAAUUGGCUUCGGCCGACAUUAGCGGACUUGAUCUCUCUGGAUUGAAUUUCAGAGGUUGUAAUCUACGCUUUGCAAAUCUCGAAGGUUCCAUUCUAAAAUAUUGUAAUCUAGCUGAAGCAAAUCUUCAAGAUGCUAAUCUUAAAAAAUGUGAUCUAAGAUAUUCUGAUUUAUCAUAUGGUAAUUUAAAAAGAGUACAACUACAAAAUGCGCAAUUACAAUAUUCAACAGUUGUAUCAUGUGAUUUAUCGGAUGCAGAAUUGACAGAGGCAUCAUUACAAAAUGCAGAUUUCCAAAAUUCAUUAUUAAGUGGUGCCAAUCUCCAAGGAGCCAAUCUACAAGACAUUAAUCUUAGUGGUGCCAAACUUCAAGGAACUUCCUUAUACAAGGCUGUAAAUGUACAAAGAGCUAAAGGAUUAAAAAGAUAA
Cavenderia fasciculata is the source of this 1122-nucleotide messenger RNA. RefSeq names its product BTB/POZ domain-containing protein. The record is from RefSeq and is a predicted model, not a curated record. NCBI's taxonomy places the organism in Eukaryota, Evosea, Eumycetozoa, Acytosteliales, Cavenderiaceae. Gene Ontology annotation, molecular function: protein binding. The transcript has 2 exons. The coding region runs from base 1 to 1122 and encodes 373 amino acids. Gene Ontology annotation, biological process: protein homooligomerization.